Messenger RNA from Pollicipes pollicipes, 2091 nucleotides. RefSeq names its product guanylate cyclase soluble subunit beta-2. Gene Ontology annotation, molecular function: heme binding; guanylate cyclase activity; nucleic acid binding. The coding region runs from base 1 to 2091 and encodes 696 amino acids. Lineage: Eukaryota; Metazoa; Arthropoda; Thecostraca; Pollicipedomorpha; Pollicipedidae. Gene Ontology annotation, cellular component: guanylate cyclase complex, soluble. Gene Ontology annotation, biological process: response to oxygen levels; cGMP biosynthetic process. The record is from RefSeq and is a predicted model, not a curated record. The transcript has 13 exons.
AUGGCGGGCAUCCGGGCGGCCACGACCGCCCGCACGUUCGUCGUCGGCUGGGUGGCACGGUCUAGAGUACCGGCACAGGCCACCACUGACGGCGGUGCCCAGUUCGAGUCCGGCCUGUGGCAGCACCUGUCGGCGCUCCUUGGCUGCCUUUCGCACCGCACCACCAGCUACCACCUGCAGGGUAACAGCAUGGUGGAGAGGUCCGCGUGCCCCGAUAUCUCGGACGACGCUGACUUCCUGCACUACAAGAUGUACGCGGACUGUGUACUGUACCGGCUGGUGCAGACCGUCAGUGACGUCACAGGAAUGCCUCGAGAGAGGGUGAUGCACAGCCUGGGUCAGCACUUCCUGCCGUUCGCGGUUGAAAUAGGCUUCGGCGACAUCAUCCACGGCAUCGGCCAGACGUUCGAGACAUUCCUACAGAACAUCGACUACCUCCACUGGUACCUGAUGUCGACGGCGUUCGCCGGCACUCAGUCGCCGUCGUUCCGCCCGGAGCUCGUGGGGCGAGAGGGCGAGGCUCUCGCCCUCAACUACUACUCGCGCAGGGACUGCUGUACCGGCAUCGUAACGGGACUGCUGCAGGCCGUCGCUCGGAACAUCUUCAGCAUCAACAUCAAGAUCAGCACCGUCAGUGUCCACAAGGAGAUGGUUUCGAAUCGUCCGAUGGUGCACGUUAUAUUCAGGAUCACGCAACAUCCGAUCGGUAUGCCGAGGAUCUCGCUGAACUGGAUGAAGGAGUGGCCGGAGUCGGUGCAGCUGGUCAAGAAGCGCACCCAUACCCGCGGUGACGGGCUCGCUGUCGGCGGCAAGCUCUUCGGCCGCAUCCACCCCUACCACAUUGUCUUCGACAGACGGCUGACUAUCCUGCAGACGGGAGCCGGCCUCGGCGCGCAGAUCCCAGAGACGCAGCUGGAGGGCGCGCGGCUCGACCACGUCUUCUGCAUGACCUGGCCCGAGGUCACGCUCUCGGUGGCCAACAUCGAGCGCUUCUCCAACCUCGUGUUCCAGCUGGAGUACCGCAAGGUCACGCGCAGCGGCAAGAGGUUCUUCUGUCUGAAAGGCAGCAUCGUGGGCAUGGCUGCCGCCUCGGACGGGGCGCCGCUGGAGCUGACCGACGCCCCCCUGUUCCUGUACCUGGGCUCGCCGCUGGCGCGCAGUGUGCGCGACCUGGAGCGGAUGGCACUGAAGAUCUCGGACAUCCCGAGCCACGACUCUACGCGCGAUCUCAUCCUGCUCAAGGACCAGCGCGGCAUCGAGUUCGACGUCAUGCAGCAGCUGGAGAAGACGACCUCGGAGCUGGCCGGCACAGCGACCGCGCUGCAGAAGGAGAUGCGACGCACGGACGAGCUGCUGCACUCCAUGAUCCCGCCGCUGGUGGCCGUCAAGCUGAAGCGCAACGAGCCCGUGCAGGAGACGUUCGAUGAGGUUACGAUCCUCUUCAGCGACGUCGUGACCUUCACCCAGAUUGCGGCCAGUUGCACACCGGUCCAGGUGGUCCAGCUGCUCAACCAGCUGUACACCUACUUCGAUCAGCUGACUGAGCACAACAACGUGUAUAAGGUGGAGACCAUUGGUGACGCGUACAUGGUGGUGGGAGGCUGUCCAGAGGUGAACUCCGAGCACGCCGCCCUGGUGGCCACGCAGGCGCACCAGAUGAUCCGUGGCGCAGGUCAUGUGCUGGUCCCCACCACGGACAAGCAGGUGCAGAUCCGGGUGGGCAUGCACACGGGCCCGGUGGUGGCCGGUAUCGUGGGCGUCAAGAUGCCGCGCUACUGUCUCUUCGGCGACACGGUCAACACCGCCUCCCGCAUGGAGUCGCACGGCCUGUCCGGUCACGUCCACAUCAGCCACUGCACCUACACGUGUCUGCGGUCCAACCCGCGCUUUUUCUUCGAGCGGCGCGGCCAGAUCCCGGUGAAGGGGAAGGGCAUGAUGUCCACCUACUUCGUGCACGAGGUGCAGCCGAGCGAGCCGGUGGAGCUGGCCCCGGUGGCACCCGCCUACAUCCAGUACAAGUCGAAAUCGCGGCCUCUGGUUAUAGUGCCGCACCGGCACCACCCCUUCAGCGGCGUCUGUCUGCUGAUGUGA